CUCAGUGGUGGUAAAGUUGGGGGCGGAGAAGCCGAGUGGCUGGGAAAUGAUGGCUGAUGAAGAGGAAGAAGUCAAACAAAUCUUGCAGAAAUUGCAGGAACUAGUGGAUCAUCUCUAUUCAUUCCGAGACUGCUAUUUCGAGAGUCACAGUAUUGAGGAUGCUGGGAAGAAGCAACAGGAUGUGCGAGAGGAGAUGGACAGAACCUUGCAACAAAUGCAGGAAGUAGUGGGUUCUGCCCAGGGCAAGGCACAGGUUCUGAUGCUGACUGGGAAGGCACUGAAUGUUACUCCUGACUAUAGCCCCAAAGCGGAGGAGCUUUUGUCAAAAGCUGUGAAGCUGGAACCCGAGCUGGUGGAAGCCUGGAACCAGCUGGGUGAAGUGUACUGGAAGAAAGGGGAUGUAGCAGCUGCCCACACCUGCUUCUCAGGAGCCCUCACUCAUUGCAAGAACAAAGUCUCCCACCAAAACCUGUCCAUGGUGCUUCGCCAACUGCGAACUGACUCUGGAGAUGAACACUCUCGCCAUGUCAUGGACAGUGUCCAGCAGGCUAAGUUGGCUGUGCAGAUGGAUAUUCAUGAUGGGCGUUCCUGGUAUAUAUUGGGGAAUGCAUACCUUUCUCUUUACUUCAGCACUGGCCAGAACCCUAAGAUCUCCCAGCAAGCCCUCAGUGCCUAUGCCCAAGCAGAGAAGGUUGACAGGACAGCUUCCAGCAAUCCUGAUCUCCAUCUGAACAGGGCAACGUUACAUAAAUACGAAGAGAACUAUGGGGAGGCCCUGGAAGGCUUCUCUCGUGCUGCAGUACUGGACCCUGCCUGGCCAGAACCGCGACAACGGGAACAGCAACUCCUGGAAUUCCUGAAUAGAUUAACCAGCCUCCUGGAGAGCAAGGGGAAGGUGAAGACCAAGAAGUUGCAGAGCAUGCUUGGAAGCUUGCGCUCAGCCCACCUUGGUCCCUGUGGUGAUGGGCGCUAUCAGGCAGCCUCUGGGCAGAAGGUCACCCUGGAGCUCAAGCCACUGAGUGCGCUGCAGCCUGGUGUCAACAGCGGUGCUGUGGUGCUGGGCAAGGUGGUGUUCAGUCUUACUACUGAGGAGAAGGUCCCCUUUACAUUUGGCCUGGUAGACUCGGAUGGGCCUUGCUAUGCAGUGAUGGUGUAUAAUGUGGUGCAGAGCUGGGGAGUGCUCAUUGGGGACUCUGUAGCCAUUCCUGAACCCAGCCUUCGGCUCCACCGAAUUCAGCACAAGGGAAAGGACUAUACCUUCUCCAGUGUCCGUGUGGAGACCCCCCUCCUGCUCGUGGUGAACGGAAAGCCUCAGGUCUCCAGCAGCCAGGCUGCCGCCACUGUGGCAUCUCGGCCACAGUGUGAAUGACCUUCCCUCACCGGCCGGCCUGAGAGGGAGGAGAGGCGAGGCGCUCCGUUCCCGGGUGCUGGGCAGCUGGACUGGACUCAGCCAGUGACUCCGUUGGGACGGGGAGAUGUUUUAGAUGAAGACUUGCCCUUUCUCUGCCCUGUAAGACGUUUGUGUUCCCUCUUUGCUCUUCUGUCCCAGCUCUCUCAGGGACGCUGCGCUCUCCGGUACAGCUCCUCUGCGCUUCUGCCUGUUAGAGGUGUUGGGAUUGUGCCAUGGGACAAAGUCCUCGCGGUUCCUGUUACCUCUUCCCUGAGCCUCAUGUGUAUAUAUCAUUUCAAUAUUUAUUGCUAAAGGAGGGGGCUAAAUUUUUUUAAUGGCUUUUUCUUUUUUUAAUUUUUAAAAUUUAGAUUCUUCCCCUUCUUUGGGGUCAGAAAAAAAAUAAACUCAUUUGGA
Sorex araneus (European shrew) is the source of this 1804-nucleotide messenger RNA. It is a transcript of the gene TTC5, whose product is annotated as tetratricopeptide repeat domain 5. The record is from RefSeq and is a predicted model, not a curated record. Gene Ontology annotation, molecular function: protein binding. The transcript has 10 exons. Lineage: Eukaryota; Metazoa; Chordata; Mammalia; Eulipotyphla; Soricidae. The coding region runs from base 47 to 1369 and encodes 440 amino acids.